AUGCCAAGAUCAUCUUCAAGAAGACCUGCUCCAGCUGCUAGAUCUGCCCCAUCUGGUGCCAGACCAGCAUCCACGAUGGCCGCACCAGCUCCUACACACUCUUACAGCCAUCCAGUGCAGACCCAACAACAGCCAGGUCUGUUUUCUCAAAUGGCCUCGACUGCUGCUGGUGUUGCUGUCGGUUCCGCAGUGGGCCAUACUAUAGGUGCAGGUAUCAGUGGCCUGUUUUCCGGAUCAUCCUCCCAGCCUGCUGAGUAUCAACAGCAGCAAGUUCCGGCUGCUUCAGCUCAACAAUACCAACAACAACCUACUCCAGCUUGUGAUGCGGAUGCUAGAAACUUUACUAGAUGUUUGGAGGAGUCGAAUGGCAACUACCAAGCUUGUGACUUCUACCUGCAACAACUAAAGGCUUGUCAGGCCGCGGCUAGACAAUACUAA
This is a messenger RNA of Ogataea angusta, 438 nucleotides long. RefSeq lists its product as uncharacterized. Gene Ontology annotation, cellular component: mitochondrion; nucleus. The record is from RefSeq and is a predicted model, not a curated record. The transcript has a single exon. Bases 1 to 438 code for a protein of 145 amino acids. Gene Ontology annotation, biological process: mitochondrion organization. Lineage: Eukaryota; Fungi; Ascomycota; Pichiomycetes; Pichiales; Pichiaceae.